This is a messenger RNA of Bactrocera latifrons, 916 nucleotides long. Its product is annotated as general odorant-binding protein 84a-like. The transcript is spliced from 4 exons. Lineage: Eukaryota; Metazoa; Arthropoda; Insecta; Diptera; Tephritidae. Bases 33 to 536 code for a protein of 167 amino acids. Gene Ontology annotation, molecular function: odorant binding. The record is from RefSeq and is a predicted model, not a curated record.
GAAAGCAAAAUAGUUAUACACAAAUUUAAAAAAUGAUCAAUCAUCGACUGCUAAGUCUUGCUCUUUCACUGCUCCUGCUCGGCUUUCUUGCUGGCACUUGGGCAUAUCCUGAAAUAGAUGCAACGGAUAACAAAUUGGAUAAGCAACAGCCCAUGGAGACGACCACACCGAAUGCAGGUGCAGCGAACGAGACGGGCUUCGACUUUCUGGAAGUAGUGCGCACUUGUAAUGCCAGUUACACCAUACCGUUAGAAUACAUACAGCAAUUCAAUGAAACCGCAGAACUGCCGAACAUAACGGACAAAACAGGCAUGUGCUUCCUGAAAUGCUACAUGGAGAAGUCGGGUCUUUUGCGAGAUUGGCAACUGAAUCCAACACUGAUCCGGCAAACUAUGUGGCCAGCCACUGGUGACUCCUUACCCGUCUGCCAGAAUGAAGGCUCUCGUGAGACCUGUCCUUGCAAGCGCACCUAUGCCAUCGCUAAGUGUCUGAUGUUACGCGCUCUAGUGGAUGCCCGCAAUAAGCCGUUGGUUUGACAACAUUCUGUCAACUUCACGAGCAACAAUGAAUCUGAGAUGGUCCCAUAGCCACAUAUUAUUAGCAACUUGUUUGCUCUUCGUGCACUUGAGCGCAACACGAGUUACAUAUUUAGAUCUACACCAUAAUAAAUAUAUUUAGAAGCACUUGAAUUUCAUUGCAGUCGCACUAAUAUUCUUAACGGUCCGUUGAUCGGAAGGUUCUUUACUCAUUUGUGGAAUUUUUAUGGCUUACUUGUGCAACAACAGUGUCUGUGAAAGGAAUUGUAUACACAUACAUAUGCAUAGCUUACGCAAAUCUGAAGGAUUGAUAAAUGCUGUUUGGAGACGGAGUUCCUAUAAAAUCUUAUCUAGCCUGCCUCUGCAUUUUGCUGCUUAAA